Molecule: messenger RNA, 560 nt
Organism: Penaeus chinensis
Lineage: Eukaryota; Metazoa; Arthropoda; Malacostraca; Decapoda; Penaeidae
Product: pro-resilin-like
Exons: 2
Coding region: 71-436 (121 amino acids)
Cellular component (GO): extracellular matrix
Source: RefSeq, a predicted model, not a curated record
GAGACUCGUAUGGUCAGAAGUGAAGCAAAAUCUGUUUGAUCCGAAUUCCCAGAUCGCCGUCAUCGCUUGCAUGGUUGCUGUGGCCUUGGCUGAUCAGGCCCCCUACCCCCCUCCUCCUGGCCCCUACCACCCCCAGCAACGGCCCUAUCAUGGCGAACCAGACUACCCUGAUGUCCCACCCAAGUACACCUACAACUACGGCGUCGCCGACGGCUACUCCGGCGUCAACCUCGGUCACUCGGAGUCCCGUGACGGCUACAAGACCGAGGGCAGCUAUGCCGUCGACCUCCCCGACGGCCGCAAGCAGAUCGUCAACUACGUGGACAACGGCGACGGUCUUGAAGCUCAGGUCACCUACGAGGGCGAGGCUCAGUACCCCGAGCACACGCCCGCCUACAGGCCCGCUCCACCCGCCUACCCUGCUCCCCAUGCGUAGAGACGUUAACAAUAUUGGACAAUAAAUCCAAUCAUUUUCAAAUUUACUUACUCAUCUUCAUUGUUCACAAACAUAUUUGUUACUACGUUUUUUAUUUGCAUCAAUAAACUUUCGCUUGUGUGAA